This is a messenger RNA of Rhododendron vialii, 642 nucleotides long. RefSeq lists its product as uncharacterized. The transcript is spliced from 2 exons. Bases 1 to 642 code for a protein of 213 amino acids. Lineage: Eukaryota; Viridiplantae; Streptophyta; Magnoliopsida; Ericales; Ericaceae. The record is from RefSeq and is a predicted model, not a curated record.
AUGAUCCAAGAAACUUCUAAGAGCAUGAAAGCGAUUCGUCAACGUCUUCUUGAAGCGCAAAGGAGAACCAUCGAGCAAGUCAAAGUGAUUCGCCAACGGUUGUUAACCGCACAAAGUAGACAAAAGAGUUACGCCGAUCGUCGCCGCCGGCCGUUAUCAUUUAAAGUGGGGGAUCACGUGUUCCUUAAGGUGUCACCGCGUCGGGGACUAUCUCAUUUUGGGCAAAGGGGCAAGCUUUCACAGCGUUAUAUCGGACCGUUUGACGUUAUUGAGAAGAUCGGGGAAGUCGCGUAUCGAUUGGCAUUACCACCCAGAUUAUCGAACGUUCACGAUGUGUUCCACGUGUCAAUGUUACGAAAGUAUGAGCUGGAUCCGUCACACGCUCUAGAGUGGUCCGAACUAGAGUUGGAAGCCGAUGCAUCUUACGGGGAGGAGCCGAUACGUAUCCUAGAUUCGCGCAAGCAAGUCUUGAGGGGGAAGACCAUACCGUUAGUGCGAGUUCUUUGGAGCACGCUCGGAAAGGAAGAGUCGACGUGGGAAAAAGAAGAUGAACCAGAAGAGAAGUUUUUGGUUGAUUUCGGAGUUGGAAAGUCUAAGGCUUGUUUGUUUGAUCGCUCGUUUGAAGCUCCCAUCUUGAGGUAG